GAAAUCGGUAAAAAAAAGAAAAAAAAAAAAGAAAUAAAGAAAUAGAAGAGCUUAUUUUGAAGGGAGAGGAAGAGAGUCAAGUUGUACAGAUGGAUCUAGCCUGUGUGAAGAGUAAUCUUUGAUUGUCGUCUCCGUUUGACUUCUCUGUUUCGUUUCUGAUACCCUUGAGGCACUCCUUACGACAUUAUUGGUAUGGAGGAUGCAGGAAUUGCAGAAGCAAAGCCUCCCCAGGAUGUGAAAAUUGCUCAAGAGAUGCCUCCUCCAGAUUCCUCCUUAUCCUCUCAGGGUGAUUGUAAUUCUCAUAUUGAAGCUACAAUAAAUCCAGUUACUAAUGGAAAAGUGGAACCCAACAGUCAGUUGUCAGAAACUGUAGAUGAUGCAUCUGAUGGUCCAACUCUGGGACAAGAUCAGCUUCUUCCGGCAGACACUUCAGCUUCAACCUCAGCAGAUAAAGUCAAUAAAACAGAGACAGCCCAACAGGAUACAGAGUUGGCAAAUUCUAAGACUGGGGGGGUAGUAGAUUCUUCUCAUGAACAGCAAGCUCAAGAUGGUUCUUCUAUUGACAGUGCUCAUGUUCAUGUGGAUGAUGUGAUUAAGCCUUCUGCUUCCUCUCCUGAGAUAAAUGAAUCAGAAAAUGGUGCAGUGCCAUCUGAUGAGCAUUCCUCUCCUGAGAUAAGGGAAUUGAAAAAUGUGGAUCGUGUAGUGCCAUCCGAUGAUCUUCCACUGCCCCAUGCAAAGGUUACUGAGAUUGCUGUUGAGAAACCAGCAUCUAGUGAUCCUUCUGAUGUUAAACAGGUUGAUUUAAACAGAGGCCAUAUUGAUACCACAGCACCUUUUGAAUCGGUCAAAGAAGCUGUUUCCAAGUUUGGAGGGAUUGUUGAUUGGAAAGCCCAUAGAAUCCAAACUGUGGAGAGGCGCAAGCUUGUAGAACAAGAACUAGAGAAAGUACAGGAGGAGAUUCCCGAGUAUAAGAGACAGUCGGAGAUAGCUGAAGUGGCAAAAACGCAAGUGCUAAAGGAGCUGGACAGCUCUAAGAGACUCAUAGAAGAACUAAAACUCAACCUUGAAAGGGCACAGACAGAGGAGCAUCAGGCAAAACAAGACUCAGAACUUGCCAAGCUCAGGGUGGAAGAGAUUGAGCAAGGAAUUGCUGAUGAAGCUAGUGUUGCAGCCAAGGCACAGCUUGAGGUGGCUAAAGCCAGGCAUAUAGCUGCAGUUUCAGAGUUAAGAUCUGUUAAGGAGGAAUUAGAAGCGCUGCAUAAGGAAUAUGCUUCUUUGGUGACUGAAAAAGAUGUGGCUAUGAAGAAAGCUGAAGAAGCUGUUGCCGCAUCCAAGGAAGUUGAGAAGACAGUGGAAGAACUGACUAUUGAGCUGAUUGCCACAAAGGAGUCAUUAGAGUCUGCACAUGCUGCCCAUUUGGAAGCAGAGGAACAUAGAAUAGGAGCAGCCAUGGCCAGAGAGCAAGAUUCUCUCUAUUGGGAGAAGGAAUUGAAGCAGGCAGAAGAGGAGCUUCAGAGACUUGACCACCAAAUUCUAUCAGCGAAGGACCUCAAAUCAAAACUUGACACUGCCUCAGCCUUGCUACUUGAUUUGAAAGCUGAAUUAGCAGCUUAUAUGGAAUCAAAAUUAAAGCAGGAAACUGGUGAAGGAGGACACUCAAAUGGUGAGCUAGAGGAACCAGCAAAGAAAAAUCAUAAUGAUAUACAAGCAGCUGUUGCUUCUGCAAAGAAAGAACUUGAAGAAGUGAAACUCAACAUAGAGAAAGCCACUGCUGAAGUAAAUUACUUGAAGGUGGCUGCCACAUCAUUAAAGUCAGAGCUUGAAACAGAGAAAUCGGCUCUUGCCACCAUUAGGCAAAGGGAAGGAAUGGCAUCAGUAGCAGUCGCAUCUCUUGAAGCAGAACUAGACAGGACGAGAUCUGAAAUAGCUCUAGUUCAGAUGAAGGAGAAAGAAGCUAGAGAAACAAUGGUAGAGCUGCCCAAACAAUUACAGAAAGCAGCACAAGAGGCUGAUCAGGCCAAGUCACUUGCUCAAGCGGCUCGUGAAGAGCUGCGGAAGGCAAAGGAAGAAGCUGAGCAAGCCAAGGCUGGAGCAAGUACCGUGGAGAGUAGAUUACUCGCAGCUCAAAAGGAGAUAGAAGCUGCCAAGGCAUCAGAGAAGUUGGCAAUAGCGGCAAUAAAAGCUUUGCAAGAGAGUGAAUCAGCUAGAAACACCAAUGAUGUGGAUUCACCUACUGGUGUAACGCUUUCUCUAGAGGAGUACUACGAGCUCAGCAAACGUGCUCAUGAGGCAGAGGAGCAGGCCAACAUGAGGGUGGCAACUGCAAUUUCCCAAAUUGAGGUAGCUAAGGAGUCUGAGUCAUUAAGCUUAGAAAAGUUGGAAGCAGUGAAUAGGGAGAUGGCUGCUAGAAAGGAAGCGCUGAAAUUGGCAAUGGAUAAGGCUGAGAGGGCCAAGGAAGGGAAGUUGGGUGUAGAACAGGAGUUGAGAAAAUGGAGGGCCGAACAUGAACAACGACGGAAGGCUGGUGAAUCUGCUCAUGGAGUAGUGAAUCCCAUUAAAAGCCCAACAGCAAGUUUUGAGGGAAAGACAGAAUCAAUGAACUUUAACAGGGCACCCGACGCCGCUGUUCCUGCUCGUUAUGUGUCAAGCCCACUGGCAAAUGUGUAUGGGAAUAGCACUGAGAGCGAGUUAUCCAUAGAAGGGAAGGUUGUUGGAAAGAAAAAGAAGAGACCAUUCUUGCCACGGAUUCUCAUGUUUUUGGCCAAAAGAAGGUCAAAUACAACCAAGUCAACGUAAACUCGUCGUGAAACCAGUAUGUGUUGUCUUUGCUGCUACGGCCUACCUCUUUCUGUUGGGUGGUUUUUCUCAGAGUGACCCGAGUGUUGCAGUUGAUCUCACAUGAAGUUACUCGAAUGUACAUGUUGGAACCCAUCAAGGUAAAAGGAUAAAAGAAGAAUGUUUACAUGUUGGUGAUUGUUUUCUGUAUGAUAAAGUCAAUUGGAUUAGUAAAUACUUAUUCGCCGAAAGGUUUGGAGGUUGUAAUAAGCUUCUUGUUGGUGCUUGGUUGGGGAAAGACAUAAUAAGAUGGUUCUGUAUUAUAUGGAAAAUCAAAUCUUGUAAAUGUGUGAGAAAUAAUCCGCGACUGUUUUGUGAGCUACCCUUGUGAGUAUAAUUUUUGUUUUGAGAAUUAAAACUGUAAUUUUCUCAUUUAAGUUACAUAUAUACAAUGUGGAUUGAAACAUAAUUAAUUGAUA
This is a messenger RNA of Alnus glutinosa, 3254 nucleotides long. Its product is annotated as protein WEAK CHLOROPLAST MOVEMENT UNDER BLUE LIGHT 1-like. The coding region runs from base 193 to 2796 and encodes 867 amino acids. Lineage: Eukaryota; Viridiplantae; Streptophyta; Magnoliopsida; Fagales; Betulaceae. The record is from RefSeq and is a predicted model, not a curated record. The transcript is spliced from 4 exons.